UAUUGAUAAUUUCCUUCUAAUAAUUUUUCACAUAAAAAGAAGAUAAGAAGCCUCCCCCUCAAGAACACUAGAGAAAUCAAAGUGACAUACUUGCCAUGGAAAUCAUUGGUGCAGUGGUUAGCAUGAUGCAGUGUUUUUGUGGAGAGACCUGUUCUCGUCAAUCCAUUUCCGAAACAUGUACAUACCUGAGAAGGCCUCGUGCAUUAGCAAAUAGACUUGAUGAAAAGAUGGAAUUGCUUAAAGCUCGGGAGGAGGAUAUCAAAAGGAAGUUACAUGUGGAAAAUGUAUGGCGCGGGAUGGAGCCAAAGGCUGAGGUAAGUAUGUGGCUUACCAAUGUAAGAAAGAUUAGAAGUAGUAUUGCUACCAUGCAAGAGAAACUUACUGUAGACCAGAGGUGUUUAAACAGAUGUUUGCCAAAUUAUAUUUCUCGAUUUAAGCAGGGGAAACGCAUCAAUAAGAAAAUUAAAGAAGUUGACAGGCUCCUGGGGCAGAGCAUAUUUCCAGAUGCUUCGUUGGUUGAUACGAUGCCUCAGAGGGGAAAGAUAUUGCCAGUAUCCUCAUUAGUGGGAGAAUCUGCUCAAAGAAGUUUGGAGGCCGUAUGGGAGUAUUUGAAUGAUGGACACACUGGGAUAAUUGGUAUUUAUGGAAUGGGGGGAGUGGGUAAGACAUCCAUUCUCGUAGAAAUCAAUAAUCGACUUUUGAGAGAGAGCACAAUUUUUGAUAAUAUCAUUUGGGUUACAGCAUCCAACGAUUCAAAUGUCCAAAAAUUGCAAAAGGAUAUUGCCAGAGCAAUAGGCUUAUCUUUUCAGGAUUAUGAAGAUGGUGAAAUGACAAGAGCAGCUGAAUUACAUGAAGCGUUGAUGCGAAGAAGUAGAUUUCUUUUAAUUAUAGAUGAUUUGUGGGAAGCAUUUCCUUUGGAGGUUAUAGGAAUGCCAUCCCCAGGUUUCGGAGAUUACUGCAAGUUGAUAAUAACUACUAGAUCCAUGAUGGUUUGUCGUGGCAUGGAAACAGUGAGAGAGGUCGAAGUUAGUGUUCUUUCUGAGGAAGAAGCGUGGAACCUCUUUAAACAAAAGGUCGGUGAGGAGGUGCUAGCAUCUCCAACAUUACAAGUUGUUGCCAAGGAUGUGUCGAAGGAGUGUGGAGGUCUCCCGCUAGCUGUUAUAACAGUUGGUCGGGCUUUAAGAAGAGAAAAUGAUCUGAGGCAAUGGAAAAAUGCAUUAAGCCAGCUGAAAAGUGCAACCGGAAGAAUAGAAGGCAUGGAGAGUCGAGUCUUUGCACGUCUGAGAUUUAGUUAUGAAAGACUGAAGGAUAAUGUGACUCGUUCGUGUUUUCUUUAUUGCACAUUGUACCCAGAGGAUCAUCAUAUCGAUACCGAAGAACUGAUUAAGUACUGGACAUGGGAAGGCCUGUUGGAUAAUCUUGGGUACGGAGAAUCCAAGAUGUUGCAGGGAAAGAUGAUAUUAGAUGAACUGAAAAAUGCAUGCCUGCUAGAGAUUGGAUGUCAAGAACGUAGUUUGAAUGAUUAUGUCAAGAUGCAUGACCUCAUUAGGGAUAUGGCAAUAGCUGUUACAAGAGAGAGUCCGCUCUUUAUGAUCCGAGCAGGACAUGAGAUGCGUGUCCCACCAGUUGAGAGUGAAUGGCUCGUAGGCCUUGAAAGAAUCUCGUUAAUGAGAAAUGAUUUGAACUCUUUGAUUUUGGAACCGAGAUGUCCUCAGCUAACCACCUUGCUAUUGCAGUAUAAUUCAUUGUCCAAGGGCGUACAUCCUUCUUUCUUUAACCAUCUAAGAAGUCUCAAAGUUCUGGACUUAUCUUACACGGGCAUCUCUGAGUUGCCUGAUUCACUUUCUAAUCUGGAAAACCUCCAUGCUUUACUUCUACGUAGUUGUUGGAACUUGCAUCAUGUGCCAACAAUGGAAAGGCUGAAGGAGCUGAGGGUUUUAGAUCUCUCUUCUACAUCAAUUGAGUGUGCACCCCCCGGGAUGGAAAUGUUACUCAAUUUGAAGCAUCUGGAUCUCUCCUACACUACAGUUCAUGAAUUUGAUAUUCAAAUUUUAGGAACAUACAGAUUUCUGGAGAGUCUCUUAACUAUUGGUCUAUGGCAACCUCUAAUGCUCGGUCCAGAUUUUGUUAGUAUUGUGAAACGCUGCACCAUCUUGACAAAUCUUGAAGCCAAUUUCAGCACCUUGCAGGACUUCAAUUUUUAUGUCUCGUCAGAUCACUGGAACACACUCGAUAGUUUCAAAUUUUGCAUAGGCUAUCCCCAAUCCUUUAAACUACCCGGAAAAAAUAGCAUAGGAUUAUUUGGAAUUCACAUUGUUGAAACAGAAGCCUCUUCUUGGUUGCCAGGUAUACUUGAGUUGGUCAUUCAUGAAUGUUCUGGAAUCACUCACUUACCAAUGUUUAUUAUGAACGCUUCUUCAGACGUAAAACGUUGCAAAAUAAAGUACUGUGAUGAGAUGGAAUGGAUUAUAACUCCCGAGUGGGGCAUAUUUCCUAAUUUAGAGUUGCUAGAGAUCGAGGGCCUGAGCAGACUGCAGAAUAUAUGUAAGGAGAUUCCACCAGCAGGCACUCUUUCAAACCUUAAGGUGUUGAAUUUUAUUGCUUGUGAUAAUCUCUUGACUCUGCUGCCAAUUGAGUUAGUGCAGCAACUCAUAAACCUCGAAGAGCUUGAGUUGGAAAGCUGUUCGAUGCUGGAGGAGAUCAUAGUCACUGAAGCGGAAAAUGAAGAGACCAUUCAAGAGAACAACGGUGAAGUGGUCCUCCCAAGUUUGCAAAAAUUAAGAUUAGUUUCUAUACCAAGACUGAGAAGCAUAUGCAGAGGUCCAAUGAUUUGUGAUUCAUUAACGAUUAUUGAAGUCGUUGAUUGUCCAGAGCUGGAAAUACUUCCUUUCUUUUUGGAACUAAGGCAGAAACUAGUUGACUCUCUCAAACAGAUAAAAGGAAGCAGAAGUUGGUGGAGGACGUUAGAGCGGAAUCACCCUACCGCGACGUCCCUUCUUGCUCCAUUCCUUAGACCUGAAAGGGAGGAUUUUUCUGCUACUAAUGAAUAUAGUCACAGUGGCAGCUCUGGAAAUUCUUCUUUCGGGCCACGAUAACAUUCUUACUGAAUCCCAGUAAACGGAUAGUAACAGAAAGACUUAUCCCUUGUUUGGAUUACAGUUUUAUCGUUCCGACUUAUUUCCUAUUGCAGUGUGAUGGUCUCGAGUUUGGGCCUUUGGAAAAAGUUGAGUUUUUCUUUCUCAUAACAAUGCAUUUUCUCUGUCAUUUAGUUAUAGAGCAGUACUACCUAUAUUGUUCAGACUCUUCAAAAAUGUUGAUGGGGAAAUUCUCCAAAAGUAGUGCAUUUUUGGAAUCCAACAUGGAUGCGACAACAAUUUUGGAAAGUCCUAGCAACAUAGAGUAGUGGGUACUAUAGCCUAUAUUUUAUUGAACUGUACUGUCUUAUUUAACAGUUCAUGAUUGAGACAUAGUAGUUGUUCUUUGUGUAGUUCUCUUUUUUAAGGGGCUUAAAUUACGGAUUCUCAUAUUGGAGCCAACUAUUUUUUCCUUUUUAUUUGGGUGGAAGUGGAGGCCGGGCUCUAUAGUUGGUUGUGACUUGUGAGUCAUGUAUUGAAAAUCCUGUAUCCUGUUUGUCUUUGCUGUAUAGUGGCUUCUUCGCAGAUAAGAACAUGAAGUAUAACCAAGUUCGAGUGUUGAAGUGCUAAAAAAUAUCUAGCCCAUGAAAGUAUCAGCAAAGAUUCUAGCUGGGGAAUGCUAUAUAGAACUGUCGCAUGAAAUCACUAUAGAAGUUUGGCAUAUUAAAAAACAAAUAAAAGAGAUGUGAGGUUCCACAUGAUGUCUCAAACAUUAGAAAAGUGUUCCAUGUAAACAGGAUUAACGUGCUAAUGAAGCUCCGUUAUUGCUUGAACAUCCUGAAAUGUUCUUUUGUAUCCCAUUGAAAUAGAAUAUAUAUAGUAUGAAAACGGAGGGGAUUAGUGAGUUUUUUUCUUUUUAACUUACACAAAACCAUAAUUUAUUCAUUGUAUGCACAGUUCUUCCUGAUGAAUCAGUCCAAAUUAACAGAGUUUAUUAUCAUGUAUAAACAAUGAUCAUUUCAGGUGAAAAAUCAGUAAGAAUACCUUUUCUCUAAGUCUACACCUUCUUCAGUUGCCCGUGUGUUGAUGUGGUUCUUGACACGAUCAGCUCCAAAUUGGUUUGGCUCCAGCGGAAUGCUAGCAGUCUUGAUUGAGUCCUCACCAUGAAAAUUGAAACAGGCUUAGAGUUUGCACAUCGGGUAUGUCCCCUCCUGGGGCACUCACCUUCUGUGCUGUUGGUCGUGCAGCUGAGAAAUCUGUGGAUAUGAUUGUAAUGUUGUACAUACUUAACGAGGGAUGAGCUUCACUCAUCGCUAUACCUCUGGCUCGAGAAACCACUUCUAGACCUUCAUCAGGUUUCACUGGAACUUGCUCUGGUUGAGCCCGUCCUGCACCAGUUGCCCCUGAAGUUAGAGCAUUAAUAUCCCAGCUCAUGCCUGAUGGUGUCCCAAGCCUUACUAGUCGGGUGAGCAGCAGCCUAUAGAUAAAAAGGAGCAAGCAGAUUCAUCAAGUUUAAUCCUGCACCAGUGAAUGAAUGACAAUGUUGUCCUCGACACCAACGUGAGGAUGAGCACCAUCAUGCUAAUCAUGAGCAACAUAUGUAAUCGUCGUGAUCCUAUAAUAGGUUCACAAUGUUAUAGCUCAAGGAUUGAAUUUUGCAGCACGUUCAAUGGAUUCGAGAGCUAUUGUAGAAGUUGCAACAUAGUAACAAUUAUAUUGAUUGUAGUACAGUUUUCUUCUUGGCCUUGCACAUUUGCAAAACAGAGAUUCUAACAUUAGUUCAAGGUGCUGUUGAGCUUUAUAUAUCUUUUAGACACAGCUUUUUUAUAUGUCAUGCCCAUCUAUAUGUAAAUCAACUUACUUUUAUGUACUAAAAUGUGAAGUUAAUACUUCAUCUCAAGUGUUUCUUAAUGGAUGAAACUUUGGAAUUUAAGGGAAUAAAUAAUUUUUAUUA
Messenger RNA from Solanum dulcamara, 5028 nucleotides. RefSeq names its product disease resistance protein RPS2-like. Bases 96 to 3095 code for a protein of 999 amino acids. The record is from RefSeq and is a predicted model, not a curated record. Lineage: Eukaryota; Viridiplantae; Streptophyta; Magnoliopsida; Solanales; Solanaceae. Gene Ontology annotation, molecular function: ADP binding; protein binding. The transcript is spliced from 4 exons.